GCGCGCGCCCAGGCCGGGGCGGCCGGGGAUCUCCAAGCGCCGGCGCGCCCUCCUCCCGCCCGCCCCGCGCCCGCCCGCUCGCGGCGGCGGAGGAGGCGGAGACGGCUGGCAGGCGGCGGCCAGGCGAGCGCGGCGGCCGGACCGGGGCCAUGGCGCCCGCGCAGCGCCCGCUGCUGCCGCUGCUGCUGCUGCUGCUGCCGCUGCCGCCGCCGCCGCCCUUCGCGCGCGCCGAGGACGCCGUCCGCGCCAACUCGGACCGCUACGCCGUCUACUGGAACCGCAGCAACCCCAGGUUCCGCGCGGGCGCGGCGGACGACGGCGGGGGCUACACGGUGGAGGUGAGCAUCAACGACUACCUGGACAUCUACUGCCCGCACUACGGGGCGCCGCUGCCGCCGGCCGAGCACAUGGAGCACUACGUGCUCUACAUGGUGAACGGCGAGGGCCACGCCUCCUGCGACCACCGGCAACGCGGCUUCAAGCGCUGGGAGUGCAACCGGCCCGCGGCGCCCGGGGGGCCCCUCAAGUUCUCCGAGAAGUUCCAGCUCUUCACGCCCUUCUCGCUCGGCUUCGAGUUCCGCCCCGGCCACGAGUAUUACUACAUCUCUGCCACGCCACCCAAUGCUGUGGAUCGGCCCUGCCUGCGGCUGAAGGUUUACGUACGGCCGACCAACGAGACCCUGUACGAGGCCCCGGAGCCCAUCUUCACCAGCAACAACUCGUGCAGCGGCCUGGGCAGCUGCCAGCUCUUCCUCAGCACCGUGCCCGUGCUCUGGACCCUCCUGGGCUCCUAGUCCGGCCCGCGGCCGCCUCCGAGACCAAAUGCCCUCGCCUCUCUCCCGCGACUGGUGCUGCCCGCCGCGCCCGGGCCCGGCCACCCACCCAGGACCGGCCCCCGAUGCCCGAGGGGCCGGGAGUCGCCGAAGCCCCUGGCCGAGCCCCGCGUCCGGGGGCCUGGAGAACUUCUCCGAGAUGGUUUUUUUGUUUUUGGUGCAUUUUUCAUGGUUGGAUCAGAAAGACUUGAGUUUUUAUUUAAUUUAUUCCUUGCUGUCUCCGGUGACUUUGGGAAGGAAACAGAAUGGCAGGGUAGGAGUCCCUGGCCCCGCGGGGGACAGGGAUCGGGGACCCCUCGUCUGGUACUCCAUGUGUUGGGUUCUGGCUGGAGCCCCCUGCAGCCCCCCCAGGUGUCCCGGCCUGAGGCUGGAGGGGCAAGUCCCCCCUGAAUCUGGUCCGGGGACCUCAGACCCCCCACCCUCCUCAUUCCUGGUGACUGUCUCCUGGAGUGGAAUCCCACGACGUGCCACCCGAGGCCACCGAAGAAUCUCGGCGCCUACGUCUCAGACACCGCGUAGGCCCCACCCGGUCCCCCCAGCCUUGCCCGCUCGCCUCUGAGGCCGAGAAGACGUCACAUUUCUGUAAAUAGAGCCAGCAAGUAUAUACUGUGAUUUAUUUUUACUGUAUUCCUGAGGACGGACUGGAAAUUUUCCUUUUCUUUUCCCCUCUCUCCCCUUCGUAGGGGGGCUUUUAUUUUG
Molecule: messenger RNA, 1532 nt
Organism: Diceros bicornis minor
Lineage: Eukaryota; Metazoa; Chordata; Mammalia; Perissodactyla; Rhinocerotidae
Gene: EFNA2
Product: ephrin A2
Exons: 4
Coding region: 150-794 (214 amino acids)
Biological process (GO): axon guidance; osteoclast differentiation; ephrin receptor signaling pathway
Cellular component (GO): plasma membrane
Molecular function (GO): ephrin receptor binding
Source: RefSeq, a predicted model, not a curated record